Molecule: messenger RNA, 390 nt
Organism: Rotaria sordida
Lineage: Eukaryota; Metazoa; Rotifera; Eurotatoria; Philodinida; Philodinidae
Source: the annotation of a GenBank genome assembly
AUGGGUCUUCUUGGUCUUCAAUCUAUAGAAUAUUUAUCUCGUGAUCGAACAACAUGUUUAACAUAUGUUAAUAUUCCAUCACCAAAUGAUUAUUCAUUUGCUAUAGCUGUUAUUAAUGUUGUAUCAUGGCUUGUUAAUUUACUUGAAAUUAACCCGUCCAUAGAAAAUAAUUCACAUCCAUUAUUAACACAUUUUUCUGUACAUCCAUGUAAUUUAGAUGAAUUUUUUCGAUUAUUUUCACUUGUUUUUAAUGAAUGGCAUCAAUUUUGGAUUGAUCAAAAAGCAAAUAUUAUGCAAUUUGAACAAUUAUCAAAAAUAUUUCGUGCACAAAUGUUUAUUGAAUGUCAACAAUGGCGACCUAUACAACAAGGCUUUUCAAAACAAAUAUAA